This is a messenger RNA of Onthophagus taurus, 3774 nucleotides long. RefSeq names its product Microcephalin (gene MCPH1). The record is from RefSeq and is a predicted model, not a curated record. Gene Ontology annotation, biological process: mitotic cell cycle. Lineage: Eukaryota; Metazoa; Arthropoda; Insecta; Coleoptera; Scarabaeidae.
AUUAACUGUCAAUUUAACCUCAACAAAUGUGAGUGAGUGUGAUAGUAGUGAUUUUAGAAUUUUAUAUAAAUAAUAUUAAAAAUGGCAUCAAAUAACACUUCCCGACAUUCGUUAUUUUCAACUCCCCAAGCGAAUCGAAAAUCUUCGUCAUGUAUGCGACGAUCGCUCUCACAAAUCAACAUGAAAGAGCCCAAGGAAACUUUGUUUAGCACGUUGAUGAAUGAUCCUUUAAAGAAAGCUUUAUUGAUGCAGCUUUUAGCUAAUCACAAAAAUGACGAGAAAGAAAUCAUGGAGUUGCAGAAGAAGAAAGAUAAAAAUAAAUUAACAAAGACAAAUAACUUUAGUCCAAUGAGUGCUUAUAGAAAGAAAGUUUUUGCUGCUGAAAUUAGUUCACCCACUCAGAAAGUUUAUAUUCGAGCCCCACUUCCGUUUAAUAAAUUGUUGUGUGGUGUUGUUGCUUAUGUGGAGAUUAUUAGUAGAGGUCAGGAUAGGUCGAGUGGGGUUAAGGUGUUGUUAAAGACAAUGGGAGGGAGAGUUUCUGAAUUUAUUUGUAAAGGGAUAACACAUGCUAUAAUUAAAGAUGUGUCUUAUGAAACUUAUAAAAGAGCUAAUUUGGUUAAAGCCCAAUUAGUUUCUGUUCUUUGGUUGGAAGCUGUUCGAAAAAAUCAUUGUAGGGUACCCGAAAAGCAUUAUCCUGCAUUAGGUCCACAAGCAUACAGCUCAAAUGUUUCUUUGCUAUGUGAGGAAUUACAACAAGAGUAUGCAGAAGUUGUUGAAGAUGAAUUAGAAUGCAGUAGAAAUUUGCAAAAGAAGAUGGAGGAGGGUUUAAGUGCUCAUUUUGGAGAAAAUGUCGUUAAUUCAAGUAUAUCAGGGGAUUCAUUCAUAUCGUCGGGAAUUGGCACUAUUUUUCAACAUUCAAAGGGAGAGAAUAAAGAAAAUAGUCAACAUAUAUCUUUAGGUGAAGAUGAGAAUGUUGAUACUUCUGAGCAUUCUCUCAAUAUGCCUUCAAAAUCUAAUAAAAAAAGUAUUGCUUCAUCUGACUCAAUAGAAUCAAAUAAAGCUAAACAAAGAACCACAUCAAAGGGUUUUAAAAGGUCUAUGACUCCUUCUGAGUCUGUAGAAUCUUUAAGAAUUUUAUCAGAAAGUUCUAAACAAAGAACAACCGCAUCGAGUGCCUUAUCUUCAUUGCGAAUUUCCACCGAAUCUAAUAAAUCAAAACAAGAACCAAACAUUGCUUCUGAACCCAUUGAAUCUUUACGGUUAUCUUCAAACAGUUCAAAUCGACGUUCAACCCGAUCAAGCGCGUUAUCCUCAUUAAAAAUAUCCCUCGAUAAUGGGUUUAAUAAAAAAAUUUCUGGCGGUGUUUCCGAACCUAUUGGUUCUUUACGUAUAUCAUCAGCAAGUUCUAAACGAAGAACGCCGGAAUCAUCUGUUGCAUUAUCUUCUUUACGUGUUUCAUUGAGUGAUGAUUCAAAAGAAAUUAGUAGCGAUUCUGAAUCGUCAAGAAGAUCUUCUAAUAGGUUAAAAAAGAAAAUGACGAGUUUUGAAACGAAUAAGUCUAAUACAGAAAAUGAUUCAACUGAAAAUGGAAAUUUAAGUCCUGAAAUUCCGAUACAAAAGAAUAUUUAUGUGCAUAUUACUGAAAGGAAAAAAAGUCGGGCUCGAUUAAAUUUUUCAUCUAGUGAUGAAAAAGAAGCUAUUAAAAGUAGUUCUGUAAAAAAGACAAAAAUUAAUACAAAUAAUGCGAGUGUUGUUAAAAGAAAACAAUUAAAUUUUUCCUCAUCAGAUGAUUCGAUAAAUGAUGUUAAAUUGAGGAGUAAUUUGGAAAUUUCUUCAAUUUUGAUGACUCCAAGCGCAAAAAAGAUUUUGGACGCCCUUCAAAAUAGUCCAUCAAAAAAUGAUAAUAACAAUCAACAAAAUUCUUCUAUUUCCAAAAAUUCAAGCGCAAAAAGAAACCUCCACAAUAAUAGUUCUGAAAAUGAUUCUGACAAAUCUCAAAGAGAUGAUAAAUCGAAGAAAACUCGCAAAAGAAAAUUGUACAAUGAAAACGAUGUUAUUGCGCAAAUCCUAGAUAACGAUAAAAAAACGGUAACGACUCCAAAGAGUAAAAAAUUUCCUGAAAAUGUUAUUUCAAAAACGAAUACAACUGAUGAUAAUUUAUUUAAAACCCCCGGAAAACCGGUAAAAGAGAAAAAGGUAAACGAAAAGAAAUUAACUCAACAUAAUUCUUCUCAAGGUGUUCGCUCUUCACAAAGAAUUCGCAGAAGUACUUUAGAUUUUUUACCUAAAGAAUCUUUUAGAACCCCAAGAAAAUAUAAUACACCCGUAAAGCCGAAGAAAAUCACCAGCAUCGUUUGUUCAAGAUUUCAUACUAAAGAAUCGAUAAAAUUUGAAGAAAUUGUAAAAAAAUUGGGUAAUUUUAUAACUGAACGCGAUGUUACCGAGGAUACUUCACAUUUAAUUUUGGCCGAGCCGAAACGAACUAUUAAUGUGCUUAGGGCGAUGGCAAGAGGUUGUUGGAUAUUAAGAUCUGAAUGGUUAUAUAAAUCUUUACAAGAAAAGAAAUGGUUACCAGAAGAGAAUUAUGAAAUGACGGAAUUUUCAAUGGCUGUACAAAAAUCUCGACAAGAAAAACAAGCUUUUGGAAGAAAUUAUACGAUGGAUUUAUUUAGCGAUUGCGGAAAGAUUUACAUUGCGAAAACAUCGACUCCUCAAUGUGGUGACCUUCAAAAAUUAGUAAAACUAUGUAAAGGUAAAAUAACAACAAUCCGAAAAAAUGCAGAUAUAAUCGUUGGGGAAUACGUAGAGGGGACCAUUAAGUGCGUCAAGGAAAAUUGGAUUCUGGAUUGUAUACAAUUUUAUAAAACCCAGUCUUUCAAGUCGUAUUUAUUGUUCUCACCACCUUAAAAUAAGUUAUUAUACUUUCAAUUCAGUUCAUUAUUUAGUUUUUGACUAUAUAAUAUUUGUUUAUAUAUAUUUAUUUUUUGUACCUGUAUUAAAAUUCAUUGAAUUAUAUAUUUUUAAGAUAAAUCUGUUUUUGUUAUGUAGGAAAAUUGAAGAAUAGUUUCAAUUAAUUUUUAUCUUUCAUCGUAUUUCGCUUCAUUACCAAGAUUUUUAAGUUUAAAAAAAUUUAUUUUUAUAACAACCCUGUUUUCGUUUCGUUCCACAAUGAUCCGGAACUGAGUCAUCGUUCAAAAAUCUGAGCCAGGUGGGAGGAGUUCGUCCACUUGGAAUAUAUCCAAGAAAUAAAAAUUUUCAAUGUUGCAGCUCUGCCCGAUUGAGAACACAUAAUCCUUUUUAAAUUAGUAAAUUUUUUUUUAACGAAAAUUCUAAGAUUAUUUAUCUUGAACCGGUAUUGAUAUUAUAGGAAUUUUCAACGAAAGCAUACCAACACAUAAAACAGUUCGAAUUGGCAUGUUCAUAUAAAUAGCCCAACAACGAAUUGACUGUGUUUGAAAUUUCCCGUUACUCUACUUUUUACGAUCGCGCGUUUUGAGUAUUUAUGUUAAAAUUGAAAGAUUUUUUGCAUGAAGAAUAUUUUCCAGCUUUUCUUAAUAUAGAAUAAGGUCACGUUAGUAAUUUACAUUGGGCGAUAUGAGUUACACCUUCUCAAAAUAGAUCUCGAUUAAAUCUGAAAGCAUCACUUGUACUAAUGAUCCCUUCUCUCUCCCUCUUAACUUUUUUAAACGCUAUAAAAUUAAGUGGAGCUGACCAGGCCACUAUAAAAACUGUUAGUCAAUAUUAUCGAUGAAAAUAAAUCAUUUUAGCACCACA